AUGGCAGACCAAAACACACCAAGUCAACAGGCAACGACGAGCCCUGCCGUUGACCAACCUCAAGCUCGUGUCGAGGAAACACAAGCGACGCCAGUUGAAUUGAAAAAAGAUGAUGAAAUUGCAGUAGAUGCUGAAGCCCCAAGUCAAGAUGAUGCUAAUGGUGCUGGAGAACCGUCGGAAGAAUGGCGACAACGCGAACAAGCACUGGAAUUGAAGGUUCGCGAAGAGGAAAUAGACUUACUACGGAGUAGGGUAAAGAACUUGGAGACAGAAUUACAUGCGGCUCUAUCAAAGCCGGCCGGCAAGAAUCAGGAGAUUAUACAAAACAUUAAGCAGCAACAUGAAGAGCUUCUGAGCAAGGCCCGCGGCAUGAUUUUCGAUAAAACAAAGAUGGUGAAGAACCAAGAGCUGCAAAUCGAGGCCCUUAACAGCCAGGUGCAGUCUCUGAAGGAUAUCAAUGUCAUCACCAAGGAUUUACUUAACAUUAGGAACUCUGAAGUCAAAGCGAUGGAAGAUCGUUUGGCAGCAAUGGAGGCCCGCUUCAAAGCAGAGAAAGAGCGCCACGCCCUAGUGUUACAACGGGCACAGACCAGCUCUGGUCUCAACGAUGAUCUUAAAAAGGAGUAUGAGACUCAGCUCGCUAUAUUUAAGGAAUUAAGAGAAAAGUACGAACAGAGGGUCCAAGCGUUGGUGUCUGAAAAUCAACAACUGAAGGAUCUAAGGAAAAUGACCGCCCCCAGCUAG
Messenger RNA from Leptosia nina, 744 nucleotides. The record is from the annotation of a GenBank genome assembly. Lineage: Eukaryota; Metazoa; Arthropoda; Insecta; Lepidoptera; Pieridae.